Zasmidium cellare ATCC 36951 is the source of this 750-nucleotide messenger RNA. RefSeq lists its product as uncharacterized. NCBI's taxonomy places the organism in Eukaryota, Fungi, Ascomycota, Dothideomycetes, Mycosphaerellales, Mycosphaerellaceae. Bases 1 to 750 code for a protein of 249 amino acids. The transcript has 2 exons. The record is from RefSeq and is a predicted model, not a curated record.
AUGUCCUCCCCUCUCAAACCUCUCACUCUCUGGGGCCACAAAACCGGCCCCAACUCCUGGAAAGUCGCCCUCAUCCUCUCCGAACUAAACGUGCCGUACGAGCAUAAGUUCCUCGAAUUGGCGGAGAUGAAAGAAGAAGCCUAUGAAUCCCUGAAUCCGAAUGGCCGGGUGCCGACGGUGGAGGAUCCGAAUUUUGGGGGGAGGGUGGUUUGGGAGAGUGGUGCGUGUAUCGACUACGUCCUCGAGACCUACGAUAAGGAGCAUAAACUCCUUCCGAAAGAUGAGACGACGAAGUGGACCGCUCGCUCAUGGCGAGACUUUCAGAUGUCCGGUAAGUUCGACAGAUAUGUCCCCUCCCCGAAGUCCACCUCCCUCCUCGCCUUCCCCACCGAUCUGAUUUAUAUUCGCAUAGGCCAAGGCCCCUACUUCGGCCAAUACUCCUUCUUCAUCAACUACCACCCGGAGAAACUCCCCUCCGUCAUCAGCCGCUACGAAAACGAAAUCUUGCGGAUCGUGGGUGUGAUGGACAAACAGCUCUCGAAGACAACGUACCUCGCCGGGGAGGCGAUGACGUAUGUAGACUUGAUGUGGUUGCCGUAUUUCAUCGUUGCGUUUCGGGUACCUGAUGUGAAGUGGGAGGAGAGGUUUCCGAGUUGGGGGAGGUGGUGGAGGGGAUUGCAGGGGCGGGAGAAGGUGGAGGGGGUUUGGGGGGAGUGGAUGGGGUUGAGGAGGAGUGUGAUUGGGCGGUGA